GUCUUCUCGCAGAGGCGGAAAUUACAAAAACACAAUGAAUAAUGCACAUAAAAGGUCAUUAAAAUACAAGACGAAACAAAACAUGUACGAUUAUUAUAACAACGCCGAGGAAAAAAACCAAUCUCCAUUAUAAUAAUACAAUUAUUAUUAUUAUUAUCAAACGUGAUCAACGUGUUUGUUUCUUGCAAUUACACCGAUUGUUAAUGAUUUUUCAAUGAUACAAUCGACAAUAAUAUAACAUUAUGUAUCUCAAAGUCAAUGUUCCGCCCGUCUUCAAACAGAUAUUCGCUGCGUCCGGACCUCUGAUUGUGACGUUAGGUUCCGGGAUGACAGUUGGGUUUUCGGCUGUACUUUUGCCGCAGCUCAAGGACGACCGAUCUACCAUCAAAAUUAGCAGUCAUCAAGAGUCUUGGAUAGCCAGCAUGGCGGCGCUACCGAUGGCCGUGGGCGGCGUGCUUUGCGAGCGGCUUCAUGGACGAGCUGGGCCGAGAUCGACCAACCUGCUCAUCUGCGUGCCGUUUGUGCUCGGGUGGACGGCCGUAUCGAUGGCCACCGGCGUGAACGGCGUGUACGCGGGCCGACUGCUCACCGGCCUGUGCACCGGCCUGCUCGGCCCGCCGACGGCCGUAUACAUCGCCGAGGUGACGGAACAGCGUUACCGGGGCGCCGCGUUGGCCAUGAUCUCAUUCUCCGUGUCGGCCGGUAUACUGGCCGUGCACACGAUGGGCACGUUCCUUGGCUGGCGGCUGGUGUCGGCCCUGUGCUCGACCGUACCGUUCGCCGGCUACGCGCUCAUAUGGUUCACGCCCGAGUCGCCGGUCUGGCUGCGCGAGGACGAAGACAGGCGCCGCCGCCGCCGUCAGACCACUGCCGUCGGCGGCGUACCGUCGCGGCCACCGGCGGAAGUGGACACGCAGCAGCCGCCGCCGCCGUCGCCUCCCGCGGAAUUGGACGCGCAGCCACCGCCGCUUCCGGCCGCCAAGCCGACGGCGCGUCAGUGCUUCGGCAGACCGUCGUUCCUGGGGCCGCUGGCCGUGCUGUCCGCGUUCUUUUUCGUCCAACAGUUCUCGGGCGUCAACGCGGUGGCCUUCUACUCGGUAACGCUGCUCAAGCGCGUCGGGCCCGACCUCAACGAGUACCACUGCACCAUGGCGCUGGACGUCAUCCGGCUGGCCGUGUCCGUGCUGGCGUGCGGCCUGACCAAGCGGUACGGCCGCCGGUCGCUGGCCGUCGUGUCGGCCGUGGGCACGUGCGCGUCGCUGCUGUGCCUGGCCGCGUCGGUGCGCGACACGGGCGCCCAGUCCACCGGUACCGUGGCUGUCCAAGCGAUUCCGGCCCCCACGGCCACGGCCAGCCUGACGCCCGUCCUGUCCAUCGUCGCGUACAUGGUGUUCGUCAACAUCGGACUGGUCCCGUUGCCUUGGAUCAUGUCCGGCGAGAUGUUUCCUGGAUAUUGCCGCGAACUCGGCAGCGGCCUGUCCACGUGCUUCGGGUUCUUCAUGUUCUACACGGUGAUCCAAAUCAGCCCCUAUAUGCUGACCAACAUCGGCACGUCGAUGACGUUUUACAUUUUCGGCACUGUGUCUGGCGUCGGUGCAUUGUUUCUAUAUCUGUGUCUACCGGAAACCAAAAACAAGUCAUUAGAAGACACGACGUAACAAAUCACAGAAUAAACGGUAACGGUUUUAAACAAGAACACACGUAAUGUUAUUGUAUUGUUUCUGGACGGAACCGCGGACGACAACGAUCGGACAUAGACGUUGUUUAAGCGUUUGGCCGGGAGAUCUCACCCGGUGUAUGUUGUUGUUCGAGUCAUCAGAAAUAAACGAUAAUAAUAUUACCACUUUAUAAUAUAUUAGCCGUUCAACGAUAGAUUGUUAUUAUAAUAAUAUC
Messenger RNA from Melanaphis sacchari, 1893 nucleotides. RefSeq names its product facilitated trehalose transporter Tret1-like. NCBI's taxonomy places the organism in Eukaryota, Metazoa, Arthropoda, Insecta, Hemiptera, Aphididae. Gene Ontology annotation, cellular component: membrane. Gene Ontology annotation, molecular function: transmembrane transporter activity. Bases 243 to 1658 code for a protein of 471 amino acids. The record is from RefSeq and is a predicted model, not a curated record. Gene Ontology annotation, biological process: transmembrane transport. The transcript is spliced from 5 exons.